AUAUUUCUAUUAGUUGAUAAUUAGUUGAUGGUAAUUAGGCCGUCAGACGAGAGCUAAUUAUUCUAGCUGGGCGCAGCCCACGGGUUAAGGCGCUAAUCAGGAGAACUCAUCAGUGUGCGGUAUAAUAAGGCAGUGUGCGGACACAACAGGCAAACUUUCACUCCUGGAUAGAGUCGCUACGGACAUGACUGGAAAGACCACGGUGGAGACACAGCCCCUUGUCUCGGGACCACAGGCCACCCAGCCCCGCAGAACUCCCACUGCCGGUACGGUCAUGAGGAGCCCGUUCGCCAUCCAAGAGCUGUUAGGACUUGGGAAGGGUGACGACGACAGGAGUAAGGCGCGCACGCCCGUCCCCGCUACCGUCCACGUGUCCCUCCCCCAGCCCGCCUUUGUCUUCACACGUUCGCCCUUCCUCCCACCCAUCCACGCGCCGGUCUCCCUCGCCCACAAGCUGGACCAGCAGCUCCUGGAGGCGCAGAUACAAGGAGAAGGCCACAGGAGUCCAGACCUCAGCAAGGAUGUGGACAGAGACAGGGACGACAAGAAGAAGAGAAAGAAGAGGAGACACAGAACCAUCUUCACGUCGUACCAGCUGGAGGAGCUGGAGAAGGCGUUUAACGAGGCUCACUACCCUGACGUGUACGCGCGGGAGAUGCUAGCCAUGAAGACAGACCUACCUGAGGACAGAAUACAGGUCUGGUUCCAAAACCGGCGCGCGAAGUGGCGGAAGAAGGAGAAGACUUGGGGCCGCAGCAGCGUGAUGGCGGAGUACGGACUGUACGGGGCGAUGGUCCGACACUCGCUGCCGCUCCCUGAGUCCAUCCUGAGGUCCGCCAAGGACGGGAUCAUGGAGUCCUGUGCGCCGUGGCUGCUUGACAUGACCGCAGGAAUGCACAAAAAGUCCGUGGAGAUCCAGCAGGCGCUCACCACCGGGGGCACGCAGAAGUCCGACUCCGCGGAGGAGAUGGAGGACACCCCCGAGGAGGUGCAGGAGAAGGAAAGGCCCCCGUCAGUGCACGAGGAAGCUACAUCCAAGGAGGAGAUGAGAUCGAACAGCAUCGCCACCUUGCGGGCCAAGGCACAAGAACACCAUGCAAAGGUUCUGGAGGAGGCGGAGAGAGACCGCGGCACGGCCGAGGGUUGCACUUCCAGACCCGUCAGCUGCAGGAAGGAGGGGUCUCCAGAACACGGGCCCGACAGUGACAGCGCAGAGGAAAAAUGUCUAGAUCCAAACUGAACGAAAAGCAGUGUACAAUCAAGGGAUAUCUAGAAAAUAUGAAAAGUUGCUGUUCGUGACAUUGAUGAACCCACUCUUGAUUUUCACCAUUGUCUAUGACAUAUCUAUAUAUCAUGCCUAUAUACUAUUUCAACCAGCAUGGGUUUUGUAUGGAGCUCCUGUAAAAAGAACACAGAGGUUUCGCUAAUCUUGUAGUAUCCAUUUGUCUUCAUGUCCCUUUGAGAUGUUCCGGGCAUCAUUCUUGUAUAUAUUCAUGUAAGGAACGACAUGUAAGAAAUCACCUCGGUGGUUAAGUCAAGCCUGUUGCGUAGCAACGUACAAGUUUAAGGUUACAAACCUGUUACUAUUCUACAACUGUUUGUAACGACAUCAUGCAGUGCAACUUUACUUCAAGUUGUACACACGGCUUUCAGUAUCCCUAUCUCGUCACUAUUUUAGUAAAUUCCUACAUCGUAUAUGAUACAACACCAGAAAUGAUGAUAAUGAAUGUUAUGGCCUACAUUACUUUGCCACCGUUAAUAUAAAUUUAUAUCUGCAUGUUACUUUGUCAUUUUCACAUGUAUACAUUACAUCGUGUAAAAAAAACAACAACUAAGCAACCAUCAUCUAUAAAUGUGUUCAAUGUUGAACGUUAAGAAUAAUUUCAACAAUGUCUUAAUGUUCUCCCAAGACAUCGAUCCUGAAACUGUGUACAUAUAUCAGAUAUCCUUACGAAAUAGAACUGAUGUAGUUUUCCCCUUAACAGAGAGUCUCUCCUGUAGGGAGGACAUGUUUUUGUCCCUGGUCCCUGUUCGCCAUGACUGGUCUCUAACGCUAUCGCAGGUGAUGAAAGCCGCCGCCUGGCGUUCUGAUGACCUCUAACUUGUGCCACAGAGACGUCUACUCCGCCUGUCGGGAUAAUUCCCGGGUUUAAUAACGGAUUAUCCUUCAUUGUGCAAUUAGCGUGAUCCCUUAAUAGGCCUGCCGGUAAUUUGUCAAAUCCAUAAAUUGGGCAUGUGCGGAGAGCGCCCGAGGCUUUACGCUACAUGAUGGCACGCAACUUGAACUUAAAAGCAUCUUUGCGGACACGAUUAUCAUCAACCUUUCAUUUCUUUUUGUUGACCUGGCUUUUAAUCGGAUCGACUCGGAUUAGCAUGACGUAAUCUUUUACGACACAGCGAAUUCGAAUGUGAUAAGAAGCUAAGUCGUAGAGUUUGUUCAACAGCGUUCCUUAAAUUCAACUUUGACCAAACUGUGAUGACAAAUGUAUCAGUCAAAGAUUAGUCGUUUAUGUUUGAUCAAAGUUGACUCAAAAAGAUUUUGUUCCGGUAAACAUCACGUCGUUUCUCGGGACCUUUGACGGUGACAAAUAAUCUUGACCAAUGCAAAUUUUUGCCAGAGAGUGAAGAUGCCUAUGAGGUCAGCGUUGUUGUACCGCUUAUCAACUGCUUGUACAAUCUUAUAUAUCUGUAACGUUACUGUUCUGUGUCGCGUUGUUCGCCAAGCGAUGUGUUUGUUGUCUGGGAGUGCCCGGCGUGCUGAAAACUACUUAAGUCUGAUAGACCACUUUCUGAUUUGGAAAGUAUCAAAUAUUGCUGUUUGAAUUUGGUAGCAAUUCAAUUUUUGCAGCAUUUGAUUAGUCAGCUGUGUAAUUGAAAAUUCACAGCUUUAAGCUUAUAUCUGCCUGUUGGAAAAAACAGAACAGUUUUCCAUCUUCAAACAGCUUAAGAGUUAGACUACCUUGCUUAGUCAGUAUGCACACCCUGUGUACCUUGUGCAUGUCUUGUGUUUUGUUGCUCUGUAAAUAAAAGCCUGUGCUUGGAUCAAUGUGCAUAGUGUGUUUUUGUUUAUCUUACUUACGAUAUACAUACAAGAAAACUGAAAUAAGCAAGGAAGGUUGGAGGCUUAAGUGCAAUUGCUGAUAUAUAUGAUUUGAAUAAACAAUCCAGCAUAUUCAGUAUUCACCAUGUCAACAUUGUGGUUGUAGACAGCAGGAGGGUGUGAAAGGGCUAGCCUCUCUGCCAUUGCAGGGUAAUUUUACUAACUACAGUGAAGUACAGCCAUGCUUAAAAAUACAGACACAUUUACUUAGCAGAAGCUGGAAUUAUAUUCACAGGUCACCUGAGGUGUUGGAAACAUCCACACAGUUAAAUGGUGGAAAAUAAUAAGACAAACAAAUCUUGCUGCUUGAUUUUGGUUUAGGCCACAGCAAGUAAAUUCUAUGGAUGACAUCCUCUGCAGACUUAAAAAAUAAUGCGAUAGGGUGAAAAAAAAGCAAGA
Molecule: messenger RNA, 3499 nt
Organism: Branchiostoma floridae (Florida lancelet)
Lineage: Eukaryota; Metazoa; Chordata; Leptocardii; Amphioxiformes; Branchiostomatidae
Product: visual system homeobox 2-like
Exons: 7
Coding region: 185-1240 (351 amino acids)
Biological process (GO): regulation of transcription by RNA polymerase II
Cellular component (GO): nucleus
Molecular function (GO): sequence-specific double-stranded DNA binding; DNA-binding transcription factor activity, RNA polymerase II-specific
Source: RefSeq, a predicted model, not a curated record